AUGAACCGUCCGAUCCAAGUGAAGCCGGCGGACAGCGAGAGCAGAGGGGAAGACAGGAAGCUGUUUGUGGGCAUGCUGGGAAAGCAGCAGACGGACACCGACGUGAGGAAGAUGUUCGAGCCGUUCGGCAGCAUCGAGGAGUGCACGGUGCUCCGCGGGCCCGACGGCACCAGCAAAGGGUGCGCAUUUGUAAAGUUCCAGAACAACGCAGAGGCCCAGGCCGCCAUCAACGCUCUGCACGGGAGUCGUACUUUACCUGGCGCCUCCUCCAGCCUGGUGGUUAAGUUCGCCGACUCGGAGAAGGAGCGAGGGCUCAGGCGGAUGCAGCAGGUGGCCUCUCAGCUGGGCGUCAUCAGUCCCAUGACCCUGCACCUCGGGGCAUACAACGCCUACACACAGGCGUUGAUGCAGCAGCAGGCCCUGGUGGCGCAGUCGGCCUACCUCUCUCCUGUUGCCACGGUGGCGGCGGUUCAGAUGCAGCAGCUCGCCGCCCUCAACCCCAGCAGCAUCAUCGCCACGCCGAUCUCAUCCAUCACCCCCUCCUCAGGUACCAGCACUCCCCCCUCCAUGGCAGGCACACCCGUGCCCGCUUUGCCUCCACCGAUCUCAUUGAACAGCUACGCCUCCUUGCCAGCUCCCAACGGCCAAUCAGCAACCGAAGCCCUCUACACCAACGGGGUUCACGCUUAUCAAGCUCAGAGUCCUGUCCUGGACCCUCUACAGCAGGCGUAUACAGGCAUGCAGCACUACACAGCCACCUACCCUGCUGCCUACAGCCUGGUGGGACAGCCCUUCCCGCACCAGCCCCAACUGGUGGCCCAGCAGCCGCAGCAGCCGCAGCAGCUGCAGCAACGGGAAGGACCCGAGGGCUGUAACAUCUUUAUCUACCACCUGCCUCAGGAGUUCACCGACUCUGAGAUCCUGCAGAUGUUCCUGCCCUUCGGCAACGUCAUCUCUGCAAAGGUGUUUGUUGACCGAGCCACCAACCAGAGCAAAUGCUUCGGUUUUGUGAGUUUUGACAACCCGUCCAGUGCCCAGACUGCCAUCCAGGCCAUGAAUGGCUUCCAGAUCGGCAUGAAGAGACUGAAGGUGCAGCUGAAGAGGCCCAAGGAUGCCAACAGACCUUACUGAGCGAGGAAAACCUAAGAGUUCAAUCAAGAAAAACCACUUGGGAUGUCCCAGCCUUUUUUGGUUGUUUGACCAACCGUAUAGCACAGGAGCAAGACAAAAAGCAGUAUCACACGUAUGCGCUUACAAAAAUACAGCAGUAAUAUCAGCAACGAUCUUCAGAAUCCACACUAUCAGAAGUGCUCCAGAUGUUCCUACUGUAUCAUUCCACAGCUGGAUUCAUUUAUAUUAUGUACAUACUCUAUUGUCGGCAACAAGAUCUACAUGUUAAGAAAAAGCAUAUCACUGAUGUUAUUCUACUGAACAGGGUUCUACUGUAUAGUGUGAUUUGUGGUCUAUGGCGUCAACAGAAGGCCAGUCUACAGUCAGAGGCUAAAGAAAAUACUAUUCUGUAUGAUUACCAUUGGUAAUAUUGUUAUGUAGAGUUAGUUUUAUUAUUUAUACGUAAAUUAAAAAAAAUCAUGGGGUAACGAUGCUGGAAGAGAAAUGGAUGUCCUCUCAGUGUACAUACCUUGGUUUUCAAAAUGGAGGUAAAAGGACUUAAAAACGUCACGAGUUAAGAUUCUCUGCUGCCACAACUUUUCAAAAUUAACAAAGCGGAAGGAAGGGCUGAGAAUUUUUCUAUCUUGAUUUUUUACGUUUAAUUUAUUUGGUAAUCAAUUUGAUGAAAGGGGGGCGGGGGGAGGGGGGGGUAAGAUGUGAAAAUUUCUUUUUUAAUUUAAGAGGGAGAAAAAAAAAGAGGAUUCCUGUGGUCUACAAGACAAUGAACACACUUAUAGAGUUUUUAAUUACAUAAAUGUACCUAUGGAAGUAAAAAAAAACAAAAAACAAACAUAAUGUUUCUUUAUUUAUUCUCUACAAUCGCUGUUUUAAAACAUAUGUCUUUAAAAGAAAAUAAAGUACAAUUUAGAAAAAAA
Limanda limanda (common dab) is the source of this 2045-nucleotide messenger RNA. RefSeq names its product cugbp, Elav-like family member 3a (gene celf3a). Gene Ontology annotation, molecular function: mRNA binding. Lineage: Eukaryota; Metazoa; Chordata; Actinopteri; Pleuronectiformes; Pleuronectidae. Gene Ontology annotation, cellular component: cytoplasm; nucleus; ribonucleoprotein complex. The coding region runs from base 1 to 1131 and encodes 376 amino acids. The transcript is spliced from 11 exons. Gene Ontology annotation, biological process: mRNA splice site recognition; regulation of alternative mRNA splicing, via spliceosome. The record is from RefSeq and is a predicted model, not a curated record.